AGGUCGGUGCACCCAGGGUGACCCCCACUCCGUCCCGCUGUUCCAAGUUCAAAGAACCGUUGGUUCGCGGCCGUCGUCGUCGGUGCGUCGAGAGUAGGCGGUGGGGAAUAAUCGCGUCGACGAGGAGGGGCGGAAGCCAAAAGUGAAACGCAGCUGCUGUCAGUUAUCUCGCGAUCGCGGUGCGGGCCGUGUUCAGUGCAGUUUGUAUCGAUGGGAGAGCAUCGCGAGUACAAUUCAGUGAGUCAGUGGCAGUGACGAGUUUACAUUUUCCCGCCCUGAGAAGCGACUUGAAUUGAGUUUCGAAAAUGUCGCUGUCCUCGGACAUGAGUCUGAUGGACCUCCUGUUCGACCGGGAGGAUCCGAUGCUGAAAGACGUUAAGCACGAGUCCGUUCUCAUGGACGACGAUUGCCGGGACGACGCUAUAGCGACGGAAGAAUGGCCGACGAAUCCGGACGAUUUCCUGGACUCGAUAUUCAAGCUGGACAACCAGUUCGAUCUGAUAGACAGCGACCUGGUUGCAAUUCCGUCCUCCUCGUCGGACAGCGGACUCUCGAGUGCUUUAAGCUCGUGCGAACAGCAGCUGAGCCCGCUACUGCCGAUCGAGGAAGAGCAGAUAGAAUUCAACUCCGACUUGAACAGCCCUCGGGAUUUCGUCGAAUUCGACCCAAUUGAGAGCCCGAAUCAAUCCCUUGAAUCAAGCCCCGAAAGUCCGAUCGACAGCCCGAUCAGAUCGGUGAUGAGCUCGAACCUCGGAUCACCUGGGACGGAUGCCACGGAGGAAAUGGACUUUGAACAAACCCUCGUGAACGUCGUCGAGCCCAACAACAUCGCCGACGGACAAUCCCAGGAGGCCGUCGUCGUCCAGCAACAGCAACAGACCCUCAAUUUUAACGUCGUGACACAACACCAGCCAGAAAUUCCACCGGAAGCGACGAUCAAUCUGCGCAAUCUUCAGAGUAACAAACGUAAUAACAUUAGACAAUUGAUCCGGGUAACACCGGUCGGCUCGGGAAAUCCGCGUUCGAUUCUCCUUCCGGUAAGCCUAAAGGACAUGAAGGAAGUCCGGACGAUAAAAAUCAUAAACGCGACGCAGGCGAGGAAUCUUAAAGGCUUCAAGAUCAACCAGGGCAACGUGAUCAGCAAACCAUUGUCGGUGAGCAUCAAGCAGGACGAUUCCGGUAGCGAAAAGGGUGGAAUAUCGAGCGACGAAGUGAGUUCGGAACCGGAAACGUCACCGUACCCUCGGCUGAAGCUGAACAGUGAGGAAAAGCGGUUGCUCCAGAAGGAGGGAAUCACUCUGCCUACUCACUAUCCGCUUACCAAACACGAGGAGCGCGAACUCAAGAGGAUCAGACGCAAGAUACGCAACAAGAUAUCCGCCCAAGACUCCCGCAAGAGGAAAAAGGAGUACGUCGACGGCCUCGAGGACCGCGUCAAGCAGUGCACCGAGGAAAACAUGACUCUCCUUAAACGCAUCAAGGCCCUCCAGAGCCAAAACCAGAGUCUCGCCGGGCAGCUAAAGAGGCUGCAAACCCUCAUACAGAACAGCAACAAAAGUGCACAGCCUGCCACUUGUCUGAUGGUUCUUCUGCUUUCUCUCGCCCUCGUCGCCGUACCAAACCUUCGUCCGCACUCGAACGCGAACAGCAACGAGCUAGCGCAGGAACAGGAGCAGUCGGAGAAAAUGCCACCACUUGCAGGACGAUCGCGCAGCCUGCUUUAUACGAAGCAGCUUCUGGGCGAAGACCUCCAGCUGCAGUGCGGCGAGGAGCUCCUCCAGGAAGUCGAAGGCCUCCUCGACCACGACUACAACAGUCCAGCUUUGGCGGUUCCGGCGCAUAAACGCCCCCGCCUGGACCCGGACCCGGCGUCGAAGAUGACGUCGCGGUACGAAUACGUCGGCGGAACCCUGGGCCAAGGGUCGGAGGGCGACGUGAAGCCGGGACGAAGGUUCAUUGAGCCUCCCCUCGACGACGUUUGGCCCCCGCCAAAACCGGGGGGCGAAGCGGCGACGAAGAUCGUCGACAAACUCGAGGCGCUGACGAACGAGCUCAAAAUAAACAUCUCCGACGCUGACGGGACCAGAACGGUCCUCCUCAAAGUGCCCCAGGAGCAAUGAACGUUUUUGAGGGACGCCGAUUUACUCAUAUUUUAUUUUAUACGCAAGUUUUCCUUUUCUCUUU
Diprion similis is the source of this 2184-nucleotide messenger RNA. RefSeq names its product cyclic AMP-responsive element-binding protein 3-like protein 1. Gene Ontology annotation, molecular function: RNA polymerase II cis-regulatory region sequence-specific DNA binding; DNA-binding transcription factor activity, RNA polymerase II-specific. The record is from RefSeq and is a predicted model, not a curated record. NCBI's taxonomy places the organism in Eukaryota, Metazoa, Arthropoda, Insecta, Hymenoptera, Diprionidae. The coding region runs from base 306 to 2120 and encodes 604 amino acids. Gene Ontology annotation, cellular component: nucleus. The transcript is spliced from 5 exons. Gene Ontology annotation, biological process: regulation of transcription by RNA polymerase II.